UAGUCAAGAGCUCCUUGAUGUGCUUGGGAUGAAUACAAAAACCCUUCCUCCAUUCAUCUAUCGCAUGAGGGAGCUCGGCUACCCACCUGGUUGGUUAAAAGAGGCAGAAAUGGAAAACUCAGGCUUGAUGCUCUAUGAUGGAUCAAAUGAUGAAGAUGAAAACAACCACAGCCAAAAGAUAUCUUACGAUGUCUCAAAGCUGGUUGACUUUCCUGGCUUCAAUGUGUCUACACCUCCCAACGUAAGAGAUGAUUACCGGUCUUUCGGUUCUAUUCCAAUGCAGCCUCAGCACUGGAAGCAAAAUUUUGCUGCUUUUUUAAGCAGUAACUUUCCAACGGGCUCCAGCUGCAGUAAGAGACGUCAUGAGUCUGAAUCCACACCCCAGAAGACAAAGAAAUGUAGAUCCAAUUCAGAAAACCACGAAUCAGACAUGGAGAUAGAAUCAGGAUGUGGGAAGCGGUAA
Molecule: messenger RNA, 463 nt
Organism: Sinocyclocheilus grahami
Lineage: Eukaryota; Metazoa; Chordata; Actinopteri; Cypriniformes; Cyprinidae
Product: zinc finger CCHC domain-containing protein 8-like
Exons: 5
Coding region: 29-463 (144 amino acids)
Biological process (GO): RNA processing
Cellular component (GO): catalytic step 2 spliceosome
Molecular function (GO): RNA binding
Source: RefSeq, a predicted model, not a curated record